Molecule: messenger RNA, 2140 nt
Organism: Prorocentrum cordatum
Lineage: Eukaryota; Dinophyceae; Prorocentrales; Prorocentraceae
Source: the annotation of a GenBank genome assembly
GAUUGUUGUGUCGGGGGCGCAAGCUCACUCCACCGCCCCCCUCUUCCAGAGCAAUUUGGGCUCCGGCUCACGCUUGCUCGGGCGCCGCCCUUGGGCAGCCUGACCCUCGCUUUUGCGCACUGUGCAGCGCGAUCCACGAAGCGCCGUGACGCACCUUGUCCAUCCGAUGCCGUGCCCGUCGCUGCGGCUGCUGGCGCUGUGUGCCCCGCUGGCCCGGGGCAUCGCCCUCCACUCCGAGGCCCGCGGCGCUGGCCUGAAGGCGGACGUGGGCAGCUCGACCCUGUCGCCAGAGGCCCAGGAGUUCUUCCGCGACCUCGAGAGCGCGUCGUCCAAGAGGCCCGUGAUCAUGCCGCCGGGCGACGUCCGCAAGGCGCUGCAGGAGUCGCGCCACGCCGGCGGCGCCCAGCACCUCUCGUUCGUGGACUCGGAGGGGUCCGGGGAGUUCCAGCCCUCGGAGGAGUUCCAGAGGGCCGGCGGGUCCCAGGGGCAGGGCGAGGCAGCGGAGUUGCCCUGGGGCGUCGGCACGCCCCGCACUGGCGACUCGUGGCCCGUCCACGAGUAUUCGGCCAUGCACAUGCUCGAUGUUCCCCACUGGGUCGAGUACAGCCUGGAGACUGGGGACAACAUCCAGACCUUCAGCAGCGCCUGGCAGGACGUUAAGCUCAUAACGCAGGUGCUCGAGAACGUCACCAACGGCUUCUACCUGGACACCCACGGCGGGGACGGCGAGACGAACAGCUACACGCUCCUGCUCGAGCUCACCGGCUGGCGCGGCCUCAUCCUCGAGCCUCAGAUCUACGAGUUCGCAACGCUGUGGGGCAAGCUGCGGAAAGCGUGGAUAUUCCUCGGGUGCGUGUCUCCGACAGGGAACGCCACGAAGAUCGGCUUCGACACCGAGGGCGUAAUCGACAUGGAGAGCGGUCACUUCAUCCACGCCUACAACAUUCCCACCUUCAUGGAAGAGCUGGGCGGUCGUAAGACCAUUGAUUUCUGGGCCGUGCACAAUGGCCACUACGAGGCAGAGGUCCUGAACGAGACCUUCUUUUAUUCAGGGAAGAACCUCGAGUUCGGGGUCGUCUUGGUCCGCUUCGAUGGUCGUCGCACUGGUCGGGGGUAUCAGUAUUUCGUUCAGCACAGGUCCAAAGACGCAACCGAGGAGCUCAUCUUUGAGAUCAUGCACAACGCCUCCUUCAAUUACAUCGGUGGCCUUGACGCGUAUUGGAUCAACUACGUGGAGCCGCGCUUUCAUUACAUGGACCAUGUGUGGGUGAACCCUGCGUACUUCGAGAGGCGCGGACUCCCCGUUCCCACCUGGUGCAAGUCGGCUCCCCCGCCCAAGCUGGAGUACCCCCGCCAAGGCCACCUUGACGUCCCUGGGCUGGACCAGCUGGAGAAGUGGGAGGGCUCGGGCUCCAGCCCUGGGCCGCACGUGUAUGGACAUGCCACCGAUCUGAAGGCAGGGGUCAUCCCCUUCAAGUACGGGACGCCCGGGGUCCCCUAUGGAACGGGGGAGUGGUACGGAGGAGGAGGCGGUGGGCAAUGGGACCCCCGCUGGAACUGGGACGCGGGCUACACCUACAACGAGGAGGUCGACAAGGUGAGGGCGUACAUGGCGAAGGCGAAGCAGGACGCCGCGGCCACGGAGUCGGUGGCCAAGGCGCACCGCGUGGCGGUCACUCGGCUGUCGUCCGUGGAGGGCCGCUGAGCUCUCGGCCCGCCCGGCGCUGGCGCACCAGGCUGCGCGCCGGGCCGGCCAUGGCGGGCCUCCGGUGCGCUUCGGCGAGCGGAGAGCGCAGCGACGGAGCGGAGAGCGCUUCGCCCACCUUUGCCUCCCCGCCGCCGCGAGGGAGCGUGGAGCCGAGCCCGCGCCGUGCGAGCCCUCUGCGUGGUGGCCUGGUGGUUGCGGCCCCUGGGGCCAGUGCUGCCCAGCGCAGGGGGCAGCAGAUCGGCCCAGGUUGCAGGGUGGAGGUCUGGCAGCGCCUCUUUCAGAGCCUCGCCUGAUACGCCCUGGAGCAUUCUUCUGUGUGACAGUUGCUCGCUCCAUAGUUGCAGUCCCUGGAUCCUCCUCCCCCUCCCCCUCCUCCGCCGGCUCCUCCCUUCCGUUUCGCUCAGCUGCGCCACUGUGCCCUGCUUGUCUGCG